CGUGGACCCGUAGAUCUCCUGGAGGAUGUUGAGCUGCAGUCUUGGCGGAAGGAACUUUCAGAUCCCAUGGAGGAUGGGGGUCUUGGUAUUGAGGGCAUCCCUUGUGGAAAGGCUCGGGUACGCAACGGCAUUGUUCGUCCUGUUGGUAAAAACUGCUCCUCCAGCGACAGUAUGAUCAGCGAUACGAGCGCAGAUGUCGUCUAUGGACUUACGACCAUUGAGGAGACAAAGAGCUUUGUUCUCGGGAUCAUUCACCUGCUGGUUAUUGUUGCUGGAUCGGCUCUCCGCCUGCCCAUGUUCGAUGAGUACGGCUUCACGCCCCACUACCCACUGAGCCUUUUUGGGCAACCUCCAUUCCGUUCUGAGUAUGAUGAAAGAAGCAGAAGAAUGAAUGGAAGCAGUGUCAGCGGAAUUUCAACAUCUUCUGGUCUGGAUCGUACAAUCGCUGCUCUACCCAAUCAGCGCAUGACCGUAGAGAUGGUUCUCUUUACACGUAUCUGCAGCCGUGUUCGUCAAUCUGUUCUGGGCAAGUAUGACUCCACUUUCCUCGUCGAUCCGCGUGCGGUACCUCUCCUGGAAGAAUUCCAAAAAAAUCUGGAGGAGGCCAGUCGACAGGUCGCCGCUCACAACCGUAUGCGAGAUCUGCACCACAAAUACUUCGCCCUUGAUCCCCUCGUCAUGCCAAAUUAUCCCGGAAUCUGA
Molecule: messenger RNA, 702 nt
Organism: Dibothriocephalus latus
Lineage: Eukaryota; Metazoa; Platyhelminthes; Cestoda; Diphyllobothriidea; Diphyllobothriidae
Source: the annotation of a GenBank genome assembly